Molecule: messenger RNA, 9411 nt
Organism: Anopheles funestus (African malaria mosquito)
Lineage: Eukaryota; Metazoa; Arthropoda; Insecta; Diptera; Culicidae
Product: atrial natriuretic peptide receptor 1
Exons: 13
Coding region: 3899-7942 (1347 amino acids)
Biological process (GO): receptor guanylyl cyclase signaling pathway; protein phosphorylation; cGMP biosynthetic process
Cellular component (GO): membrane
Molecular function (GO): peptide receptor activity; protein kinase activity; guanylate cyclase activity
Source: RefSeq, a predicted model, not a curated record
UAUCUUUUUUGUAGUUUAUUUAUUUAAAUUUAAUGAAUGCAGCUUUUAGCCGUAUCGUGCAUUUUUGCAUUGUAGUUGCUAAUACAGUUUUUAUAUUCUUUAGUUUAAACAAUAAGUGUCAUGUUACCCUUUGCUUCUCUACAGUUUUAUUUUAAUUUCAUUUUAUUUAUAUCAGCAUUUUCUAAAUGCUAAAAGCAAUCUGGUCUACUUCAUAUGCGCUGUGUCUUUUGCGAAGAAAAUGAAGCCAUCUUGGACACGGUUGACAACGCAGAUAAGCGCAGAUAUCCUUCGUGUUUAUACAAACAGGAACAUACCGCAUCGAUGUCAGAUGCAUUAUUAGAUGCAUGACAAUUUUGCAUAAAUGAUAUCGUACCGGGGGAUGGAUAGAAAGAUCUAAAAAGAAAGAGAAAACCACUAAAUAAAAAUAAACGUCAUCGUGGAAAAGAAAAAGGUUAGACGAAUUCAUUUUAACCUUUUUAAGAUCGUUAAAAAAAGGCAAACAGACAAACUGGAACGUUUAAAAGCCAUAAAAUGCGGAAUCUGAAAUUGGCUCUGGCUCACAAUGAUCUCACAUUUUCGGGUUGAAAUAGCAAAAACAAAAAAAGUAAACUAGGUAGUUUUUGGCGAGCUGACACAGGAGAGCAAAUUGAAAUUUGGAAGGAUUUACCGUUCAUUUAACUUUUAUUUUGGCGGUAUUUCUUCUAUUGUGGAAAGCAGGCCUUAACGCGGUACGCUUUAGUCUAUCUAGAAAUGUUUUCUUUUUUUUAAGUUCUGAUAAUGUCAACUGUUAAAAAAGAAGGACAUAAAAAUGAAAAAAAAAUUAAUAUAUUCAAUCAGAUUUUGCUACAAAUGGAAAAUCGGACUUAAACUAUAAUUCAACACACGUACAAAUGUGACCGUUUGUAAGAUAUUGGGAUUUGUGCAUCAUUUUUAUCAUCCGUGCAUAUGUAUGAGUUAAAGCCAACAUACAUUUUUCCACUGAUAAUUCUCUUAUCAGGAUGUGCGACCAGUUGCGUUUAAAUCUUGUUUAAAUAUUUAUAGAUUAAAACAUUCUAGAAUUUUUUUUGUUUCUUUAAAAAAAGUUCUGAUAAUGUCAACUGCUAAGAAAGAAGGACAUAAAAAUGAACAAAAAAACAAAUAAAAUAUUCAAUCAGAUUUUGCUACAAAUGGAAAAUCGUACUUAAACUAUGAUUCAACACUCGUACAAAUGUAACCGUUUGUAAGAUAUUGGGAUUUGUGCAUCAUUUUUAUCAUCCGUGCAUAUGUAUGAGUUAAAGCCAACAUACAUUUUUCCACCGAUAACUCUCUUAUCAGGAUGUGCGUCCAGUUGUGAUAAAGCAAAAGAACAAGAUACGAUUCGCAAACAUACCAAAAGAAAGAGCGCUCGAACGAGUGUUCCUGAUUGAUGGACGCCAUUACAUAAAGGACCUUUUCCAGUUUGACAUCAAAAACAAUAAUAAAAACAAAACUGCCAACAAAAGAGGCAACAUUGGAGUUGAAAAAUUCUUUCAACACGGUCAACUGACUUAAGUUGUCUGCUAGCUCUCAUGCUCAUCAAUUUAAGAGAAACGCUAGAGCGACAAACGACAAAAACUCUUAUCGGGAAGAUGCUGCAUUUGAGAGCGUCGAUUGAAAAUGUUUCGAAACAUUCUUUGGACAGUUUCUUGGUCGAUUACAUCUUCAGCUCGUCUGCUGCCAAUAUUACUUUGAUACUGACAUAGCCCACCUCUUAAUUCCUGUCGCUCAAUUGGACGCACAUUAAUUAAAAAUGCCGCAUAAUUAAGCAUACUUUCAUCAUCAGGCUUCUUUACAACUUUAAUGGGUUUGGCAUUGUUUUGUACAUUGUUGGAGAAAAUAAUAUUUAAACGAACGGUAGUGUAGCCAUUGUUAUUCUUUAUUUAUUUUUAUGGCUAGAAUUUUUUUCAUAAACAAUCACAACUACAUAAAUUCUCAACAAGUUGCAUAGCUAACCCAGCAUACAAAUCGUCAUGAUUUACGUAUUAAGUAAUCGAAAGCAUUAAAAUCUCCAGCGCGUGCGAUGGAAUCAAAAACUUCAACAACAGCACAAAAAAAGGCGGUGAAAAGCAAAAUCAAAAAUAAAACAACAACAAAAAACACAUACAUAACCACAUACAUUGAUGGCCACCGUGAAAUGGAUAUGUGAACCAAAGAGGGUUACAGAAAGCGCGAUAGAAGAAGGAAGAGGUGUGACGCGCGCUAUCGUCAGCGAACGGUUUCAAUUAAGCAACUGUCGUUUGCAAAUGAGUGGUUCGCACGGCGGUUUCUUUUUUUUUCUUUCUUUUUUUUUUUUGCUGAAUCAAGUUUAUCCAUAAAGCUUGGUACUUUGCUGACCUCCCAUCAGUAUGGGCCAGGUAAGGCAAUCAGUCAAAAUGUUACGCAAUAAUUUUCAUCUCACAUCGUAUGACUGCCCCGGGAGCCGUGUGAGAAAGAUGCUGGAGCCUAAUGGAAAGUGUAAAUGCUGCGAUAAAGUGGAGCUCAUCUCGUCCAGGCAUAUCUAUUGAUGAGUGUUUUUGAAGUGUUAGUUUAUCAUCUCUACUGAUCAUUAUGUUUGGGCAGCGUGUUAUGUUUAGUGAGUAAGUUUCUGUUUGAAUUAUUCAUCAACGAUCGUUCGGAUAAAUUGGGCUUAAUAACUAUGACAUAUUAAGGUGAGAAGUAAGGCUAAUUCUUUCCACUUUAAAAACUUGUUUAUCGCUCGUUUGUGUGUUUAAUAGAAACAGCAAGCUGAUUCAUUUAAUUUAGUCUACGAGUUCAUGUUAAAAAUCUACAAGAAUUAGUUUUAGCGCUCAACACUAUGUUCCUACUACAUCUAGCUUAGUGGCCGUUAGUAAUACGGAAAGCACUAUCACAUUACGCACACGAAAAACUUACUCAAUGGGUUAUGAAAUUUCGUACAAAAAAGCAAACAAUCACGACGGUUACCACCCAUUCUAACGAAAAAUAUCUAACACCGUAGUACUCGUAAAUUCCACCGACUCAACUUGCUGUGCAGUAAACUGAAAGGACCAUGAAAUUGUAUGACGUUAGGGGAGAAGCCUAUAGCUUCAUUAUUUCCCUAAUUCACUCGACAUUUAACGAUACCACCGUACCAUUGAUAAGUGUUUUUGACAGUUGAUUUACUGUUCGGCUUCGGCUGAGCUUCAUCGACAAUCAGGCGGCAAUAUUUUCGGUCGAAACGAAAAAUGGUCGAUUUAGAUGGGAAAACUAAAACCCCCUUCUCUGAAAACAGCUCAAACUAACACGGCCGACAACAUCACCGAACCGUAACGAUCAUAAAAUUCGAUAGUCCGUUUCGGUACGUCGGCAUAGCGAAACACUUUUCCAUAAUCGUAUUAUUUGUUGCUUCCAUCCCACAGUAGCAGGAAGUGGAGCAGCUUGGUUGUUAAUGACAAGCGCCGAUAUCAAAGCAUCCAGUUGACGAAUGUUCGAAAGGGCUACUGCUACACCACGAAGCAGAUGUCUUCGUACCGUACGCCCGUGUGGUGAAGCAGUGAAGCGUACGAUAUAGACGCGCUUAGUAUACAACCGGCUAGUGUGUGAAUGGAACGUUCUGUCGCUGUUGUAGAACCGGUUAAAGUGAUCGUACCGUACACGGGGAAGUGUGCAAACGUAUUAAUCCAUGGGUAUGGUAUUACCAUAUCGAUGGAAAUAAUAAUGCGGUACGAUAUUUGAGUGCAAUGUGUUACUGUGGUGUGUUUGUAAGUGAUACUGGGUGGAUGGUGUAAAAAAGGGGAAAAUAGUUUUCCAUUAAUCCCAUGGUUGUGUGUGUGUGUCUGUAUAUUCGGUGGUAAAUUUUACAGUGAUGUAGUGUUGGAUUAAUGUACCGUUUAACCGUGUGGUGUAAAACAUAAUUGGCAAAGGCAAAAGCAACCGCACAAGCAUGUCUGCCAAAGUGAACGAUUUGCGACGUGCGGCGGUGCGGUGUUGUUUGAUGGUGUUGCUCUUCAUACUCACCACUUCCGUACCAGGGCACGAAAGGACAUCGCUGGUAUAUGGGUCGAUCGACAGUUCAGUAUCUCCACUGUUGCUGACAAACAACAGUCGGUCUCAACGCAUCGAUACCGCUAAUAGUUUGAAGGAUAGCAAGAGUGCUCUAACACUUCCACCACUGACAGCUGUCAAAGCGACAAACCCAUUGUACGCCAACUUCGUCAACCGUUCGUCACGCAAUGCUGUGGAAGAGGUAGCGCACGGCUGUGAACAGACCAAACCGAAUGCCAGCAUAAAAACUGGUAACAGUGCGUCUGGAGAUGAUACGCAAGGAAAUUUCGUAAAGUUUGCCAUACUACUACCGGAGCAGCCGAGCAAGCGGCGAGACGUUCGCAUCCUUUCCACGGUACUGCCAGUCAUCGAGAUGGCUACGCGAGAAGUGACAGCACCCGGUGGCUUACUGCAGAACUUUCGCAUCGAAAUCGACCAUCGUGAUACGCAGUGUUCCUCCACGUACGGUGCACUCGGAGCGUUCGAUAUCUUUCUCAAGCGUAAACCAGAUGUAUUUUUUGGUCCGAUUUGUGAUUACGUGAUAGCACCGAUCGCCCGCUACAGCUCCGUCUGGGGCAUCCCGCUAAUAACGUCCGGUGGACUAACAGAGGCGUUCUCGCUCAAAGUUUCCAACUAUCGGACACUAACGCGCAUGAUGGGCAACUACCAUGCGUUCGGGCUGAUGAUGCGUGAAAUCCACCGGCACUACAACUGGACGAUCCAGGCGUACCUGUACCACGAGUGGGACGAAAAGUCGGGCCGCGGCUUCACCGACUGUUCGAUGGCGAUCACCUCAAUUAAUCGUGCGAUCGGUGGCAACGAAACAUCGUCCGGGACCUUCGAUGAGGAGACGGCCAAGUAUGCCGAUUACCUUCGGUUGCUGCGGCAGAUUGAGAAGCGCGCACGAAUUGUCAUCAUGUGCGCCAGCCCAUCGACAAUACGGGAAAUUAUGCUAGCGGCCGCUGAACUGAACAUGGUCAACAGUGGCGAGUACGUGUUCUUCAACAUCGAAAUAUUUGGCAGCAUGACGGCAACGAAACAACCGCCCUGGUACGCCAAGAACGAUACCGACGAGCGCAACCAGAAGGCGAAGGAAGCAUUCACCGCCCUGCUACAGGUGGUUGCCCGCGAACCCGAGGACGACGAAUAUCGUCGGUUUUCUGAGGAGGUGAAGGAACUGACCAGGACAAAGUAUAACUACACGUAUGCUGAGGAUGAACCCGUUUCAACGUUCGUGACGGCAUUCUACGAUGCGGUGUUGCUGUAUGCGUAUGCCCUCAAUGACAGCAUUGCGCUAUUAGGCGAACAGCAAGCACUCCGCCAACCAAUCAACGGCACACACCUAGCCCAGCUGAUGUGGGGCCGAAGCUUUAAGGGCAUCACCGGGAAUGUGACGAUAGACUCGAACGGUGACCGUAUAUCGAACUAUUCUCUACUGGAUCUCAACCCGGAAACGGGACUGUUUGAGGUUGUUGCGAACUAUUACUAUGGAGGAGGUCUUCAGUUUGUCGAGGGCAAAGCUAUUCACUGGGCUGGUGAUCGGACAAAGGCUCCACCAGAUCGACCAACCUGUGGUUUUGACGGAUCACUAUGUCCAGAUAAUUCACUACCGGGCUACGCAAUACUGUCCCUUGUACUUGGUGUGUGUGUUGUAUGCAUGGGCAUCGCAUCCAUCGUUGGCUACCGGCACUAUAAACUUGAAGCCGAAAUCAACUCCAUGACGUGGAAGGUGAACCCGAACGAUGUGCUGUCCUGCAAUCCUAGCCGCGGGCAUCGGGGCAGCUUCCAUUCGAUGGUAAAACGGGGCAGUCAAGCUGUAAGCACAUUUCGGGACAAUCCGUCCGGCAAUCAUGAAAACCAAUCGAUAGUCCCUUCUUCCUCAUUGCAGACGAUCUACUCCGAGGAUCUCAACUCGCUGCCGGGAGAUCGACAGAUUUACAUCCACUUCGGAUUCUAUAAGGGCUGUAAGGUGGCGAUCAAGAAGAUUAAUGUGCAAAACCUCAGCCUAACCCGGUCGCUGAUGCUUGAGUUUAAGCGCAUGAAGGAUAUUCAGCAUGAUCAUCUGGUGCGGUUCUAUGGUGCAUGUUUAGAUUUGAAUCCCGAUCCGUUUAUAUUGACCGAGUAUUGCCCGAAAGGAUCACUGCAGGACAUACUCGAGAAUGAAACGAUUAAGCUUGAUUGGAUGUUCAAAAUUUCGCUUAUGCACGACAUCGUCAAGGGUAUGGCUUUCCUACACUCGACCGAUCUACAUUCACACGGUUCGCUAAAGUCAUCCAACUGUGUCGUCGAUUCGAGGUUCGUACUGAAAGUGACGGACUUUGGGCUGCAUCAGCUGCGUCGUAGUACGGAAGAUGCCGAUAUUGAGAGUUACGCCUAUUGGCAGAAACUUCUCUGGACCGCUCCAGAACUUCUGAGAGAUCCCCAGUGUCCACAGGCGGGCAGUCAGAAAGGUGAUGUUUACUCGUUUGGCAUCAUCAUCCAGGAGAUCGUAUCGCGCCAAGGUCCAUUCUACCUCGGCACAGAGGAAAAAUCUCCCAAAGAAAUCAUCAAACUAGUCAGAGACGGGCCGGGACUGAUGGACGUUCCUUUCCGGCCAAAGGUGGACGAGUCGUCGUACGAGGACGUUAACAACAUAAUGGUCAAAUGUUGGGCCGAAGAACCGGCAGACCGGCCCGACUUUAGUGGGCUAAAAACUAUCAUCAGAAAAAUUAACAAAGAAAAUGAAUCUGGUAACAUAUUAGAUAAUUUAUUGCAACGCAUGGAGCAGUAUGCGAACAAUCUGGAAGCGCUGGUGGACGAGCGAACGCAGGAUUACUUCGAGGAGAAGCGCAAAUGCGAGGAACUGUUGUACCAACUGUUGCCCAAAUCCGUAGCGGCACAGCUGAUCAUGGGCAAAUCUGUGAUAGCGGAAACGUAUGAUCAAGUAUCUAUUUAUUUUAGCGAUAUUGUCGGCUUCACCUCGAUUUCGGCACAAAGCACCCCGAUGCAGGUCGUCGAUCUGCUGAACGAUCUCUACACCUGCUUCGACUCGAUCGUCGAAAACUUUGACGUGUACAAGGUGGAAACAAUCGGUGACGCAUAUAUGGUAGUGUCCGGGCUUCCGGUGCGGAAUGGAAAUCUGCACGCGCGGGAAAUCUCUCGCAUGGCACUCCGGUUGCUGGCGGCCGUUUACAAGUUCACCAUACGUCAUCGGCCGAACGAACAGCUACGGUUGCGGAUAGGGCUACACAGUGGUCCAUGUGUAGCCGGUGUUGUUGGUUUAAAGAUGCCACGGUACUGUCUGUUCGGGGACACGGUAAACACGGCCAGCCGGAUGGAAUCAACAGGUGAAGCGCUCAAAAUACACGUCAGCCACAACACCAAAACGCUGCUCGACACAUUCGGCACAUUCGAUCUAACCGAGCGGGGCCUGGUACCGAUGAAGGGUAAGGGUGAAAUGCUUACCUACUGGUUAAAUGGUGAACGGUCCGAACCUUCAACACCGCUACCAAAUGGACUGAAAGGGCCAACGAUUAGCAGCCGGCAACAUCUGCUCGCCACCGACGGUGUCCCAACCGCGCUUGAUCCUCACGCAUCAGCACAGCAGCAGCUACUGCCAUCAGUCGCAACCGCCCAAGCGAACGUAAAUAAUGGUUCCGUCACGGUUGUGACCUCACCACCGCCCGGUAUCCUGAUUAACCAUCAUCACAACAACAACAACAAUUCACCCUGUAGCCUCAACCACAACAACAACAACAACAACAACUCGUCCAACAGCUGCCAUAAUCCGACACCGCCCAAAAAGCUCAACAGUGUGUCGUACAGCUUCAUGAAAGCGUCCGGUUCCGCCGGUAACAAUAGCAAUGGAGCGAACGUAGCAAAAGCUUCCGCCCUAUCCAAACCAAAGCUCCCGGAGGUGGAGGCGUUACGUGGGGCAAGCGUUACGAAACCCUUGCUUACCUGAAAGCGAACAGGGAACAGGGAUUUUUGUUUUUGUGAUGUAAUUUUAUAUUUCGUUUUUUGGGGCGAGAAAACCAAGACAUUGGGUCAUGGUACUUGCUCUUAAAUUACUCUCUAAUGCAGCUGUGUGUAUGGAGAAUGUAGAGAUUGAAAAAUUAAGUAUUUUCCGUGCCAGAAAAUUGACAAAAUAAUGACAUUUUGCAUGUGCAAAACAUCGUUCCCGGAAGCAAUCUCCGGGUGGAACAUGAAUUAUCAAUUUGCUAUCAAUUUCAUGGAAGGAAAGCACAUCGAAAACAGUAGGAGCAAGUGACUGACACGAAGAAAAAAGGAAACGAAUGUACUUAACUUAUGGGAGGGGAAUUUGAAAAACAAAUUCCUUUUCCCUUUUUGAAAGUCGUCAUGUUUGUUACUCCUAGUUGUAUGUGUGUUUUUACAUAUAAAAUCACACAAACAGGAUAAUAAAAUAAAACCCCCGGAAAGCUCACCGUGUGCUGUAACUGAACGUUGGAACGAUAUGGAACUGCAAUGUUUCAUCCACGUUCAGACAAAGAUACUACUGUAAAGAAGAGAUGAGAUGAGAACGAGGAUACGGGCAUCAUAUAUGAUAAGCCAUGAGUUUAACGACAGGGAGAGAGACAGAAUGAGAAUGUAGUCCAGUUAGAUUAUUUGAUGUUGUAUAAAACAGUGUAAAAGGUAGAACAGUUACUAGCGAGUGAUUUCUAUAUUAUCACUCCUGUUUGUAUGUGUGCAUGCAUGCGUGAGUGUGAGUAGUGUGUAAGAGACGAGCCCCAAAAAUUCCAAAACAUCAAACAAAAACGUUUGUCCGAAAUGCGACGGACAAAGUUUGGGAAACCAAAUGCCAGCUGUUUGUGUCACGCGAAUCACGGGUGUAAAACUUUCUACUAGCGUCUCGUCGCUGUUUAGCAGGACUAUCAUUAACGUAACCUAAAACUAAAGCCACACAAAAACCAAGCAAAGAAAACAGGUGUACAACGGUCAGGACACUUGCGAAACAAAAGCAAGAUUGCAAGGCAAAGGUUACAAGGAUGGCGUGGCGUAUUUUUGUUUUUUUGUAAGUGUAUAAAUGUAGUAGCAGUAGUGUUUGUAAGUUUUAUCUGUAGUAAGAUGUAACCGGAACGUAAUAUGUGAUCAAAACAAAACAAAUGCCGACAUGGAGAACACAGCACGGCACAGCCAAGCAGGUGGAGCAAACAAAAAUUCAAAUCGAUGCCAUUUGGUAAUUAAUGUAUUGAGUGUGUGUGUGUGUCGCAAAAGCGAAAAAAGAGGAUGAGAAAAUUAAUAGAAACGAACGGUAAAAAAUCACGUGCCAAGAACGAAUGAAACGAUAUAAAAACUCUUCUUUAUGGAAGUAGUAAAGCCCCAGUAGUCAAAAUAACAAGGUGGAAACUAUUCGUGUGGUUGUGGUUGUCGAACGCGAAAUAAAGUUGUAUUUAUGCAUUGAUGAAAAUGAAA